Pseudophryne corroboree (corroboree frog) is the source of this 993-nucleotide messenger RNA. RefSeq names its product olfactory receptor 1C1-like. The transcript has a single exon. Gene Ontology annotation, cellular component: plasma membrane. The coding region runs from base 1 to 993 and encodes 330 amino acids. The record is from RefSeq and is a predicted model, not a curated record. Gene Ontology annotation, molecular function: olfactory receptor activity; G protein-coupled receptor activity. NCBI's taxonomy places the organism in Eukaryota, Metazoa, Chordata, Amphibia, Anura, Myobatrachidae. Gene Ontology annotation, biological process: G protein-coupled receptor signaling pathway; detection of chemical stimulus involved in sensory perception of smell.
AUGUUACUCUGUGAAGCUUCUGCUGCGGCUGAUCCUGAGCCUGCAGGAAGGAUGAAGGAAUAUCUCAUAAACUGCACAGUACAGAGAGAAUUUCACCUCCUGGCAUUCUCCAUCUCUGCAGACCUUCAGCUUCUUCUCUUCACUGGGAUCCUGGUAAUGUAUUUACUUACAGUGCUGGGGAACCUGAUUAUCAUUGGUCUUAUAUAUCUGAACCCACAGCUCCACACUCCUAUGUACCAUUUCUUGUGUAACCUCUCAGUGCAGGACACCAUCUACGUCUCCAGUGUCCUUCCCAAAUUUCUGUCUAUCCUGGUAACGGGUGACACCAGAAUUGCCUUCCCAGCAUGCAUCACACAGAUGUUCUUUUUUAUAUUUUGCAUUGUGGCGGAGUUUUUACUCCUAACGUCUAUGGCCUAUGACCGCUAUGUUGCCAUCUGUAUCCCUCUGCGCUAUACAAUUAUUAUGAACAAAAGUCUGUGUGUUACCCUAUUUUCUGUCUCCUGGAUUGUUGGAUUUUUUGUUUCAGUAAUCUAUGCUGUGCUGAUUUCUAACUCAUCAUUCUGCAACUCCCAAGUAAUUAGUCAUUUCUACUGUGAUCUGAAAGCCAUGAUAGAGCAAUCUAGCAGCGAUAUCACCGGGAUUAAGAUUUUGCUGUCUAUGGGAUGUGCAUUCUUGGGAUUUACCCCCUUUGUGCUGAUAUUAAUUUCAUAUUCAUGUAUAAUUGCUACUAUUAUGAAGAUACGUAGCUCUGCGGGCAGAGUGAAGGCUUUCUCCAGCUGCUCGUCCCACCUCACCGUUGUAUUGCUACUCUGUGGGACAUCGCUCAUUUCUUACAUUGCCCCAGAGUCGCAGGUGUCCCGGGAACACGACAAAUUUCUCUCCUUGAUGUACAUAGCUUUGGCCCCGAUGCUAAACCCUCUAGUUUAUACUCUGAGAAACAAACAGGUUUUGAAAUCCAUGGACAAUAUUUUGAAAAAAUACUUGAAAUGUUAA